Molecule: messenger RNA, 10236 nt
Organism: Anolis carolinensis (green anole)
Lineage: Eukaryota; Metazoa; Chordata; Lepidosauria; Squamata; Anolidae
Product: P2Y purinoceptor 1-like
Exons: 2
Coding region: 65-1129 (354 amino acids)
Biological process (GO): G protein-coupled receptor signaling pathway
Cellular component (GO): plasma membrane
Molecular function (GO): G protein-coupled receptor activity
Source: RefSeq, a predicted model, not a curated record
AUGGUUAUGAGGAGUAUUCACAAAACUGCAGAAGAAGAUCGAAGAUUAAUGGAAAGUUUAAAAGAUGGUUUGGAACUCACAGUCAUGUGCUACAGAGAAUUCCACUAUGUUUAAGCAAGGCAAACUCCCUGGAAGAAUAUCAAACAUCACUUGCAUCCUUUUCUUCUGCAACAGUUACAGCGGACCAGAAUGGUAUUGCUACUUUGUGAUCAUUAUUUUCUUUUUAGUUCUGCUCAUAGGAUUUCUGGGGAAUACAUUCACACUGCUCUUCUAUAUUUUCACUUGGAGAUCAUGGACUAGUAGCACAAUUUUUCUGUUCAAUUUGGCGCUGUGUGAUUUUACUUGGAUUUUCUUCAUUCCCUUUGCUGUCUACUACCACCUACAUAAGCGAACUGCAUACGUUGCUCAGCUAUUCUGCCAGCUCAAAAGAACAUUCUUUGCCAUCAAUAUCUAUGGCAGCAUUUAUUUUCUCACGCUCAUCAGUUUUGACCGGUACGUGGGUGCUGUUCAUCCCAUCCGAUCCUUUAAAAGGUGGGAUAAAAAGAAGGCUACCUUUUGUACUAUGGCUGUAUGGAUUGUCAUCUUGAUAGAGUCAAUUCCUGAUGUGUAUUACACCUUUGUGGUCCAAAGAGAAAUAGGCUCUAAAGCUUGCCUUGACAACAUUGGAGAGACUCUGUACUUUCUGGUUCCAUUCACAAUUUUCAGAGUUUUAUUUGGUUUCCUCAUUCCAAUCCUGAUCAUUUUCACAUGCUAUACCUUGACUCUCAAAACAUUACGGAAAAUGAAGAAUCACCAUCAGAGAAGACAAAGAAUUGUGAAACCCUUGUUGUUGGUUUCAGCUGCCAUGAUUGUUUUUGCUGUGGCUUUCAUUCCUUAUCAUGGGAUGAUAUUGGCAGUGCUAAUCUACAGAAUCAAUUACCAACUCAAUGCUGACAAUAUAAGGUUGAUAUUUACUAUAUAUAAGUUCACAGAAAUCAUCUGCAGUGUCAGCAGUUCCUUGAACCCAUUCAUUUUUAUGUUAGCCAGUAAGAAAUUCAAGGAAAAGUUUAAAAGGUUCCAGUGCUCACCUAGAAAGAGGUGUCUUUGCUGUCAAUCACACCGAGUGAGUGAUAUUGCAACUGAACUAUGAUAGGUAUAGUCACAAAUGGAUAAGAGCUUGUCAACUGGCUCCAUAAUAUAAAUAGAUUAAUAUACCAGGGGAUACAUUUUUAAACCUACUGCCAUUUAGUAAUAGAAAAGUAACUUUCCACCAAAUCCUAAUUGCUCCAGUAGAACUAUAUAGACUCUUUAAACAAUGGAUUCACUCAAGAGCAUUCCUCCCAGGAUCCCUCUGCUUCCAUGGCCUGCAAAUAACUUUUCCAACAUCUGCCUCCAUUUUUUUCCAUGUCAGGAGUGACUUCAGAAACUGCAAGUUGCUUCUGGUGUGAGAGAAUUGGCCCUCUGCCUAGGACAUUGCCCAGGGGAUGCCUAGAUGUUUGAUGUUUUACCAUCCUGUGAGAGGCUUCUCUCAUGUCCCCACACGCAUGGAAAUGCAUCCUGAAGACAAUCUGAUGAGGUCCAUAGAGAGAAUAAUCUAUGAUAAGUUAAAGGUUUCCCCUGAUGUUAAGUCUAGUUGUAUCUGACUCUGGGGGUUGGUGCUCAUCUCUGUUUCUAAGUCAAAGAGCCAGUGUUGUCCGUAGGUGCCUCCAAGGUCAUGUGGACAGCAUAGAGCGCAGUUACCUUCCUGCCAGAGUGGUACCUAUUGAUCUACUCACAUUUGCAUGUUUUCAAACUGCUAGGUUGGCAGAAGCAGGGCCUAACAGCGGGAGCUCACCCCGCUCCCCGGAUUUGAACCACCAGCCUUUCGGUCAGCAAGUUCAAUAGCUAUGCGGUUUAAUCCGCUGCACCACCAGGGGCUCCCAAUCUAAGGUACUGAUGCUCAAAGCAGUGGUCUUUGGUCUGAUGUCAGUUCAGAAACCAUCAGCUGACAGUAUCUGGUUAUUUCUUACUGGAAAAAAGAAAUAAUGAUAGCCAAUGUGCAUGAACACAGAACCAGUCUCUAGCACAUUGGGAAGAGAGAAAUAACUACAAAUAUACACAGCUGAUUUGCAGAAGGAUGCUGGAUCAUUGUCCUUUGCAUAGCCAUUUGGAUCCUGAUCUUUGUUAAUAAUUAACACACUUAUGAUCAGUUUCUAUUUUUAAAAUUAAUGGCUAGAAGGCUUCUUGUAGAAAAACAGCUGGAUAUGUAUUUGUAGAUUUCAGCUAUCACUGAGUUUCCACAGCUUUGCUCUAGUUUACUGUAAAAAGAAAAAUAAUUUAGCAUUACUGCAUUCACUUCACUCUGAAAACACCUCCCACACAGCCUAUAUAUGUACAUCAAAAAGGGAAACAAACAUCUUUUUUUUAAACCCUUUCAAACUACAGAAAUAAAUGUUUUGCUUUGCUGAAUCUUCUGAAAGCCUAGCUGAGGAAAGAUAACUUCUUUUGUUAAGACAUUUUUGACACAGAAGUUUUUUAAAAGGUAAAUUGAACUUUUAGAAUAUGUAUACUGAGCCCCCGGUGGCACAAUGAGUUAAACCGCUGAGCCACUGAACUUGCUGACCGAAAGGUUAGCGGUUCGAAUCCAAGGAGCAGAGUGAGCUCCCACUGUUGGCCCCAGCUUCUGACAACCUAGCAGUUUGAAAAUGAGCAAAUGUGAAUAGAUCUAUAUGUGUGUGUAUAACAUUAAAAAUCUAUUUAAAUGUAUAAUUCUCUGCUCUGCAAAGUGCCCAAUGUCUUCCUGGCGAGCAGGACGGCGUUGGGCGCUUUGCAGAGCAGAGGAGCAGCACUUCUCUACUCUGCAAAGCGGCGACCUCCUUCCUUGUGGAGGCAGGCGCGGCAGCGGAGGCAGGACUCGCCUCAACUGCACCCCCUACAGGAUGGCACCCCUGUCCCCCCCCCCCCCCCCAGUUUCCUAUGCAAUCUGGGAAUCUCCCCAUGUUGCCGGUGCUGCUUCUUAAGACACUUCCACUUCACUUGAGGCACGGAGGCCCACUGGAAGUAGAUCAAUGUCAUGGGAUGGGAGCCAGCGGGCUCUGUGCCUCAAGUGAGGUUGAAGUGUCAUAGGAUGAGAAAUUUUGCCCAUCUGAUGUGGUCAUAAGAUACUGCUUGUGAUAACUAUGAAAUUGAAAGUAUAUUGCAUGUACUUUUCCACUGUAGUUUUUAUAAGGGACUAGCUGUGCCCGGCCACGCGUUGCUGUGGCGAAGUCUGGUGGUAUGGGAAAUAAAGUAUUGAGGAAUUGGUGGUAGUUAAGGUCAAGGGUAAAGGUUUUCCCCAGACAUUAAGUCCAGUCGUGUCUGACUCUGGAGGUUGGUGCUCAUCUCCAUUUCUAAGCCGAAGAGCCGGCGUUGUCCGUAGACUCCUCCAAGGUCAUGUGGGAUGACUACAUGGAGCGGCGUUACCUUCCCGCCGGAGCAGUACCUAUUGAUGCACUCACAUUUGCAUGUUUUCGAACUUCUGGGUUGGCAGAAGCUGGGGCUAACAGUGGGGGCUCUCUCCGCUCCCCCAAUUCAAACCUGUGGCCUUUCGGUCCAGAAGUUCAGCAGCUCAGCGCUUUAACACGCUGCGCCAUCAGGGGAUAUUAUUUCCUAAAGGUUGUGAAUAUACAAUAUUUCUGAUUGGUUUUUUUUGUUUGUUGGAGGCAAGUAUGAAUGCUGCAAUUAGGAAAAAUGAUUAGGAUGUAAUGGCCUUGCAGCUUUAAAGCCUGGCUGUUUCCUCCCUGAGUGAAUUUUUUGUUGGGAGGUGUUAACUGGCCCUGAUUGUUUCCUGUCUGGAAUUCCCUUGUUUUCAGAGUGGUGUUGUUUGCGAUAUUUUAUGUGCUUCUACUGUCUGUGGCCCUGAGAAAACAGAGGAUUUUCCAGACUGUGAUGAUGGGAAUACUUUGUUGGGAGGUGUUAGCUGGCCCUGAUUCUUUCCUGUUUGGAAUUCCCUUGUUUUCAGAGUGGUGUUGUUUGCGAUAUUUUAUGUGCUUCUACUGUCUGUGGCCCUGAGAAAACAGGAUUUGCCAGACUUUGAUGAUGGGAAUACUUUGUUGGGAGGUGUUAGCUGGCCCUGAUUGUUUCCUGUGUGGAAUUCCCCUGUUUAUUUACUGUCCUGGUUUUAGAGAUUAUAUUGUUCUGCAUUAUUCUAUCCCAGUAAUUAUUUCAUAUUAAAGAAGAAUCUCACUUAUCCAACAUUCGCUUAUACAAUGUUCUGGAUUAUCCAACGCAGUCUGCCUUUUCAUAAUCAAUGUUUUUGUAGUCAGUGUUUUAAAUUCAUUGUGAUAUUUUAGUGGUAAAUUUGUAAAUACAGUACAGUAGAGUCUCACUUAUCCAACAUAAACGGGCCGGCAGAACGUUGGAUAAGCGAAUAUGUUGGAUAAUGAGGAAUUAAGGAUAACCCUAUUAAACAUCAAAUUAAGUUAUGAUUUUACAAAUGAAGCACCAAAACAUCAUGUUAGACAACAAAUUUGUCAGAAAAAGUAGUUCAGUACACAGUAAUGCUAUAUAGUAAUUACUGUAUUUAUGAAUUUAGCACCAAAAUAUCACGAUAUAUUGAAAGCAUUGACUACAAAAAUGCAUUGGAUAAUCCAGAACGUUGGAUAAGCGAGUGUUGGAUAAGUGAGACUCUACUGUAAAUACUACAUAGCAUUACUGCGCAUGGAACUACUUUUUCUGUCAAAUUUGUUGCAUAAUAUGAUGUUUUGGUGCUUAAUUUGUAUAACGAUUACCUAAUUUGAUGUUUAAUUGGCUUUUCCUGAAUCCCUUCUUAUUAUCCAACAUAUUCACUUAUCCUGCCGGCCUGUUUACGUUGGAUAAGUGAGACUCUACUGUAUAUUUCUAAUCUUAUAUUAUCUGCUCAGAACUGGAUUAUAUGAGGCCCCUUCUUCACAGCUGUAUAAAAUGCACACUGAAGUGGAUGAUAUGGCAGUGUGGAGUCAAGAUAAUCCAGUGCAAAGCAGAUAAUAUAAGAUUAUAAAUGGGUUAUAUCGCUGUGUGGAAGGGCCUUGAGUCUACACUGCCAUAUAAUCCAGUGCAAAUUAGAUAAUCUGUGGAAGAAGUCUAAGUAAGGCCUAAAUCUGCCUGUCCCCUAACUGAUACCUGGCUGUCCCUUGGUUGCUAGGCAACCAAGUGGGCAGAGAUUAGCCCUCUAAACUGGCAGCAAUUGGAUAAAAAAAUUAUUGCUCUCCCUCUAAUUAGGACUUUAUUUUUCUUUUCUUUUUGUUGUAUCAACCUUGAGGCGUGGAUGAUGGGUUGUGUUGUCAAAUUUUGAGGUUGGGGGGCCUGUACUUUUGUUGUUUUGUGAAUUGCCAUGAUGCCAUCACUCUUUUAUAUAUAUAGAAGAUCUAUUACAUUCCAUCAUGCAAUGUUUCCUUGGGCACUCCCCUGAGUCACUUAUGGUUACUCAGCUCCGGGGGUUUGACAAAUGGCUCACUCAGCAAAGUGGCAAAACUUUAAAACUUGGCUGUUAUAGUCAGAUUAUUCUUGAUUAUGCCAUUUUUAUGCAAUUAAUGCCUUAUAUUUUUAAUCUGUCAAUUUAAUUUAAUCAUAUUUAUUUGUAUAGUGUUGAUCUGGAUGGCUCAAGACGAUGUUUUAAAAUGCACUGCAUUUAACAUGCUGUUUUAAUGGCCUGUUGUCUGUAAUAAAAAUGUGCAUACUGGCAAAAACAGUUAAUUGCAUCUGCAGUAUCUGUCCAAGAGCAAACACAGUAUUUUACAGAGACCACUCUGCACAUUUAAAAAAAGUAAAUCAAAACCAGUUAGUUUGGGGGAGGGUUAUUUUUGGCAGACAGUGAAUCUUCCAGCAGGUUUUGGGGGAAGAAAAGCUUGUCACCUCACCGCUCUUGCCCACCAUUGCCUGAACUGAGUUGGGUUCUUCCUGCAUUGUGUUUGUAUCUGUGGUAGAAUGGUGUGACUGGAUGCUAAACUAGGCUAUAAGAGGCUCCACCAUACUCAAAAGUACAUUUUUCUAAUUCUCCCUGCCCCCCACUCCUCAAAUUCUGUCCCCCAAUGAAGAACUUGAGAGGAAAACUUAAUGUGCCAAUCUGGGUCUAGUGAAAAUGUUAUUCGUUGAAGAAAAGAUUUGCACCAUGGCUGUAGAUGAAACGGAGACAUGAUGUUACAUAAGUUGCCUGCCUUCCAUCCAUGUGUCCAUUCUGUUUCAGCCACUCGGCUUAUGUAUAUCUUGUCUCCACCAUUGUUGGUGUUUCUGUCAUAGCAGUGGGGUAUAAGCUAUUCCACCAGCAUAGUGGGUCUUCCACCUGAUCCUACAGCCCAAGACCUGACUUCCAAUAUGAGAAGGGUCUUGAAAGUCACAUAAUAUAUCUGUACGGGGUAGGACUAUAGGAACCAGCAGGAACAAAGCAAAGUCCGUAGGACUAGAUAUAAUUCUUUUCAGUUUGAUCAUGACGAAAUCCAUAUUGUGUAUGUUAAUUCAGUGACUUAAUUUAAGAGUAAGCUCCAGUGCAAGCUCUGCUAGAAGUCUAUCUAUUCUGUAUAUCUACUCUGGAGUAAGCUCUAGCAAAAUAAGUUGCAAAGUAGAGCUUUGUUCUAUGCAAAGGCUUCCUAGGCUUUCAAUGACUUCUUAUUUUUGAUCACUAACUGGAGAUUAAAGCAAACAAGUUUGCAGGUUGGAGCAGGAAAGGCUACAGGAUGUUGUUGUAGCUGUUUAUUCGUUCUGUCACUUCUGACUCUUCAUGACCUCAUGGACCAGCCCACAUCAGAGCUCCCUGUCGGUCAUCUCCACCCCCAGCUCCUUCAAGGUCAAGCCAGUCACUUCAAGGAUACCAUCCAUCUAUCUUGCCCUUGGUCGGCCUCUUCCUUUUUCCUUCCAUUCUCCCCAGCAUCACUGUCUUCUCCAAGCUUUCUCAUUAUGUGGCCAAAGUACUUCAUCUUUGCCACUAAUAUCCUUCCCUCCAGUGAGCAGUCAGGCAUUAUUUUCUGGAGUAUGGACUGGUUUGAUAUUUUGUGGUCCAAGGCACUUUCAGGAUUUUCCUCCAAUACCACAGUAACUUUCUUCUCUCAGCCUUCCUUAUAGGCUAUAGGAUGCUUCCAACAAAAGAUCUGGAUGUUGCCCGCUUUUUCUUUGGCCCUUCAAUUGGCAGCUCUUCCAUAUAAUAAUACCCUCUUUCUUUCUCUGUGGUCCUUCUUUAGUUAGCUUUCCAGAUACUAAAUCUGCCAGGUGUUUCACUGCACUAUCUAACACAGGACCCUUGAGUGAACAGCUGCCCAUCUGCACACACUAAUUCUCAAUAGUGCUUGGCAAAUCAUACUGUCUGUUGCAACCCCACAGAUAAGGUUCUUCAGAGAUAAAAUCAACAUUUUAAGGAAAAAAAUGGAUGUUUACUCAGUGGCACCAAUCUAAUUCUAAUGUCAUUCUGAUUAACUUGUUUUUUUACCAAUUCAAAGGCAAUCAACAUCUGUUCCUAUUUGCCUAGCCAUAUUUAAUUCUGUAAAUAUGUUUUAAGCAUUCUAUUAUAAACUCACUCAUUUCUGUUUGAUUUGACACAUCCAAACAGUGUGGAAGGAGCUCAUGCCAUUUUCCUGCAAUAAGGGAACAAUUAACUGCUAUAGUCAACAGGGAAUGUCAACAUCGCCUUCAAUUAAGACAUAUGCUACAAAAUGCGUCUCUCUGUUUGCCUGCAUUCUUAGAAGAAUUUGCAUGAAUUCACAGAAUGUGUAUGGCAACCACAAAACUCCUCAAGAUGAUCCUAACAAGAUGGCAUUUGCUAAUUAAAAUGUUUUAAUUAACUGUGCUAUCCCAAUUAUUUGCAAUGAAUGCCAAAAAUAAGUAACUAUGCUACCUUAUUCAUAUUUACUUUGAAGUAAGUCCCACUGUGUUCAAUGCUGUAACUGUGCAAAAGAUGACGCACAAUCCUGUGCCCAUUUACCUGGCAGUAAAAAAAUCAAUAAACAUGAUGGAACUAACUGAUAAAUAAGCAUAUGUGCUUUGUGUUCUUGAUUUCAUUCAAGAAACUUGGUUAAAAUUAUUUACAUGAAUGACAUAAAUUUUAGAACUAAAUCAACUUUUCUUUUACAUUUUAACUACAUAACUUCAAAGGAGGAAAGUGUGGUUAGAUGGAGAAUGCUUUAUUGGCGUUUGCAAGACAUCUUGCUAACCCUUAUGGUGGAGCCCCCGGUGGAGUAGUGGAUUAAAGCCUUGUGACUUGAAGGUUGGGCUGCUGAUCUGCAAGCUGCCAGGUUCAAAUCCCACCCAGGGAGAGCGCGGAUGAGCUCUAUCAGCUCCAGCUCCAUGCUGGAACAUGAGAGAAGCUUCCCACAAGGAUGGUAAAAACAUCAAAACAUCCGGGCGUCCCCUGGGCAACAUCCUUGCAGACAACCAAUUCUCUCACUCCAGAAGCGACUUGCAGUUUCUCAAGUCGCUCCUGACACGAAAAAAAAACCCUUAUAGUAAUAAAAAGCUUGGAAAAGUGAGUUUUUUGGAUACAAUUUCCAGAAUACACUAGCCAGCAUGACUCCUCGGUAAUGGGAUUCGGAAAAUGAUGAUCCAAAACACUUUCCCAAACUCUGAGCUAAUUACUAAAAUACAAUUUUUAACAAUUUUCAUGUGAUUAUCCCUUUUCAUCAUUUGAUAUAUGUCACUACCAGCUCUCAUUAGAGUAGGUGCACUGAAUCAAAAGGAAUGUCGUACAUUAACACAAAAUUUUAUCACAACUCUCCAAGAAGAUAAAUCAGAUUUCAAAUCCCAAAUGUUUUCAGGAAAGAGUCUUAAAGCUUUCAGCACUACCCAUGUCUUCAGUAUCAAAGAAAGCAUUCAGCCACCAAAAGGCAAGGAGCCCUCCCAUUACUUAGGAAAAAUAUCCUAUACAAUAUGAUUUUGGCUGGGGCACAGUGGAAACUAGUUACUUUUUCAAGCUCUGCAUAUGAAUAGGCUAUUGUGCUAAUCUCUUAAUGCCUGGACGCCUCCAUCUGAAGAGCCUUGCAAAGGAUAGUGUCAAUCCUCAGACACAUUGUCCUUUAGAAGUGAUUCCUAAAUUGAGAUCCCAGAUCUUGUUAGACUAUAAGUGUCAGAAGCCUAUGAAAGCUAUAGCUCUUGGGAAUUAAUUGUGGGAACCACUGUCCUAGACCAAGAAUAUCAAAGUACUCAACCAGCUAUUUAGCUCUUUAAGAGAUCAUCAUAAAUGAGAGGAAGUGAUAAGUCCUAAUGAAGCAUUGUCCAGCUCAUUAAAACUGAAAGUGCUGACAGUAGACUAGCUCAUUAACUCAACAAGCUCAUUUUAAGAAAAAAGCAAUUUGAAGUUGCUAUGAGUUUUUCAGACUGUAUGACCAUGUUCCAGAAGUAUUCUCUCCUGACAUUAAUUCAGUGAUAGAAGGUAUGCAGAAGGUUAAAUUACAUGCAACUUUACUCAAAAGGUUUAGGUCACAAGUGACUUUAAAAAUUUCUGCCUGAAACCCUAGAAAGCAACUGGUAAUCAGAACAAAUCAUGUUCAGAUGGACAGAUAAUACAACUUUGAAAAACUACUUUAACUUCAAAUACACUGUAAUCGUGUGAUUAAUGUAAUUGUAUUUCAAGAUUGUAACUUUAUAGGUUUUAUAUGUAUAAAAUUUAGCUUACUCAAAGACUCCAUACACAUCCACUUCAUGUCUAUGGAGUCUUAAAUACACAUUUUGUGUUUAUCUUACUACCGUCUGAGCAGUACAACCUGGUUCUUCAUUUUCUUGGACAGAAAGGAGAAGACCCUGCUGGCAGUUAUAUUAUUCAGACAAUGUAUGAGGCAGGGUCACCAUUUGUCAGAAACAACUUGAAGGCACACAACAACAACCAUGUAUUAUAGCUGCAGGAACAUGACAUAGAAUGAGUUGUUUUGGUGUUGUGUGCCUUCAGGUUAACUCUAACUUAAAAUGAACUUAUCAUGGUAUUUUCUUGGCAAGAUUUAUUCAGAGGAGGAGUAAUGUUGCCUUCCUCUUGGUCUAAGAGAGCAUGACCUAUCCAAGGUUCACCCAAUGGGUUUCCAUGCUCAAAUGAGGAUUCAAAUCUGGGUCUCCUGUGUUCCCAGUCCAAUAUUCAAAGUACUAUCCUGCUCUAUCUAGUAGAACAGUUAUAACUUCUUAAAUGUCUCCUUAAAAUUUUAAAAGGUAGCAACAGAGAUCACUGUACCCUUUCCUCCCAAAUAUCCAGAUUGUAUUUCCUUUUGAAACAACAUCAAGCAAAACAGGAGCUGUAAAUGCAGAAAAAUCAUGAAAGCGUACAUCAAACAAUAUUUUGUAAAGAACAUUUCU